This is a messenger RNA of Sinocyclocheilus anshuiensis, 963 nucleotides long. RefSeq names its product deleted in autism protein 1 homolog. The record is from RefSeq and is a predicted model, not a curated record. NCBI's taxonomy places the organism in Eukaryota, Metazoa, Chordata, Actinopteri, Cypriniformes, Cyprinidae. The transcript has 2 exons. Bases 76 to 663 code for a protein of 195 amino acids.
CAUGUUUCAUCUCUGCAGAGUUUUCCCUCUGAUGAGGGCUGGCCGUUCGCCAAAUACCUGGGGGCCUGUGGCCGGAUGGUGGCGGUGAAUUAUGUGGGCGAGGAGCUCUGGAGCUUCUACAAUGCACCCUGGGAGAAAAGAGUGGAUCUGGCCAAGCAGCUGAUGGACAUCGCCGAGCAGCUGACCAACAACGACUUUGAGUUUGCCCUUUACCUCCUAGACGUGAGUUUCGACAACUUUGCAGUUGGGCCUCGUGACGGAAAAGUCAUCGUCGUCGAUGCAGAAAACAUCAUCGUGGCGGACAAGAGAUUGAUUAAGCGGAAUAAACCAGAGAACUAUGACGUGUGGUACGAGAGCCUCUACGAGGAAUGCGACAAAGAGGCCUGUCUCUCCUUCUCCAAGGACAUCCUCUGCUCUCGAGUCACCGUGGACCACAACUACUAUGCUAUCUGUCAGAACCUGCUCUCUAGAUUCGCCACCUGGCGCGGCACUACGGGCGGUCUCCUCCACGACCCCCCCGCCGACUUGGUCAAAGACGGCCGCCUCACGGCUCUGCUGGACGAGUGCACCAGGCCUCAGAAACAGUACGGUCGCUUCCAGGCAGCUAAAGAACUGCAGGAGUACCUGACAGAACUCACACAGCUGAGCAAUACUAACAGGUAGUGUCAGGAAAAGGGGACAUUCUGUGCCCCCAUCCUCCUCAAAAAAGACCACUGAAUUACUUUUACAAAUGUGCUACCAGAUUCUGGAACACAUUCAUUCAGCUUCAAGGUAGUCGCUAUUUCGUUGCCGCUAUCAAUCAUGCCAACAUUGGCUCCAGUCCUGUCCGGGGACUAAUUAAAGAAGUUUGCACAUGAACAUGGAUUAAAGGGUCGUGUGAAAAUCAGCAGACUAGAGGCUCAAACUGCUAUGAUCACACUGGUGUGUGUGUGUGUGUGUGUGUGUGUGUGUGUGUGUGUGUGU